AUUUCUGGUUUAGUUUGUCGUCCUCAGUCAUGCAAAGAUGUGGAGCUUCCAGGUCGUGUUGUUCAUCUUGUCUGCUGCUGUGUGCUGUGUGAGCCGUGCUGCAGGUUUGAUCCAUGUGUUUGGAUACAAAGGAAGAAAUGUGAAUGUUUCUUGUCGAUAUGAUGAAGGUUAUGAAAGUAAUGAGAAAUAUAUGUGUAACGACCCAUGUGGAAAUAAGGAUGUUUUCACAAGAUCACAAAAUAAUCAGAACAAAUAUUCCACCUAUGAUAACAAAACAUCAAGAAUCUUCACUGUGACCAUCUCUGAUCUUCGUUUGGAUGAUGCUGGAAAAUACAAAUGUGGAGUGAACAGAAAAGGACGAAAAGAUCUCUUAACUGAAGUAAAGCUGGAAGUAAAAGAAGACAGAUGCUGCGACACGGUGAACAACAUCCAAGGUAACGAAGACGGUUCAGUGACCAUCAGCUGUCCGUACGACUAUCAUUCUAUCGACAAGCUGAAAUUCUUCUGCAGAGGAAACCGGCCCUCCACAUGUCUACAGCAGGCAGUGAUCACCUCUAGCAACACACAAGAUGGACGAUUCAGACUCUCUGAUGACAGGAAGUCAAGAAUAUUCACAGUGACCAUUUCCAGUCUGACCCUGAAGGAUUCUGGGUCGUAUCUUUGUGGAGUCCAGAGAAACUCAGGAUUUGAUGCUUUCACUGCUGUUGAGCUGGAGGUCAAAGAACUGGAGUCGUACAACAUCAGUGGCAUCGAGGGACGUCCAGUAACUCUGCAGUGUCCUAAUUCAGGACAACAACAUGAUAACAGGAAGUUCCUCUGUAAAGGAGACCAACACAACAACUGCACAGACAUGAUGGAGAACCAAACAAAGUUCAAGCUGCUCAAUGUCUCCUCCAGCUGUUUCUCUGUGAUCAUCACUGAACUGGAAGCAGCUGAUGCAGGAACAUACUACUGUGGUUCAGACUCUCAGCUGAGAUUCAUAAAGAUACAGCUGGCAGUCGUUCUGUGGCUCCAACCAGCUCUCCUGAACACGUUACAUCACAGCCACCAUCACAUAAGCCUGGUAAACUUUUACAUUUUCUGUUUCUGUGCCUCUCCUGAUUUUCCGUUACUUGGUUUUCCACAAACAGCAGAUAUUCAAAUACUCAAAUAUAUUAAUGGAGAAUUAGAAUUAAUGGAGAAGCUUUUUGUCGUCCUCAGUCAUGCAAAGAUGUGGAGCUUCCAGGUCGUGUUGUUCAUCUUGUCUGCUGCUGUGUGCUGUGUGAGCCGUGCUGCAGGUUUGAUCCAUGUGUUUGGAUACAAAGGAAGAAAUGUGAAUGUUUCUUGUCGAUAUGAUGAAGGUUAUGAAAGUAAUGAGAAAUAUAUGUGUAACGACCCAUGUGGAAAUAAGGAUGUUCUCACAAGAUCACAAAAUAAUCAGAACAAAUAUUCCACCUAUGAUAACAAAACAUCAAGAAUCUUCACUGUGACCAUCUCUGAUCUUCGUUUGGAUGAUGCUGGAAAAUACAAAUGUGGAGUGAACAGAAAAGGACGAAAAGAUCUCUUAACUGAAGUAAAGCUGGAAGUAAAAGAAGACAGAUGCUGCGACACGGUGAAUCAAACCCAAAGUACUGAGGAAGGUUCAGUGACCAUCAGCUGUCCGUACGACUCUCAGUCUGUCAACAAGCUGAAGUUCUUCUGCAGAGGAAACCGGCCCUCCACAUGUCUACAGCAGGCAGUGAUCACCUCUAGCAACACACAAGAUGGACGAUUCAGACUCUCUGAUGACAGGAAGUCAGGAAUAUUCACAGUGACCAUUUCCAGUCUGACCCUGAAGGAUUCUGGGUCGUAUCUUUGUGGAAUCCAGACAAACUCAGGAUUUGAUGUUGUCACUGCUGUUGAGCUGGAGGUCAAAG
Molecule: messenger RNA, 1895 nt
Organism: Poecilia latipinna (sailfin molly)
Lineage: Eukaryota; Metazoa; Chordata; Actinopteri; Cyprinodontiformes; Poeciliidae
Product: polymeric immunoglobulin receptor-like
Exons: 8
Cellular component (GO): plasma membrane
Molecular function (GO): transmembrane signaling receptor activity
Source: RefSeq, a predicted model, not a curated record